CCCGUGCUUCGCCAUUUUUCACAGGAAGCAAUUCUAGUGUCUAGAGUCUAUUCUAGGUGCUUUUUCAUUUUUAAUUGUUUUAAUUUCUGCUUGGUCUUCAAUUCCUGUUGAGCCUAAUCCAGGACCGAGACUUUUUUUUCCUGCCGGGACAACUUUUUUUGAACGGCCUUUUUUCCCUCCCCCCGGAUUCGACCGUUGAAAAUGCCGAUUCCCGUGGAUACCGCGAAGUCGAUCUCGAAGAAGCGCAAGAGAAAGCACGGAGGUAGUGCGCGCGCAGCUGCCGAGGAGGAUGUGUCCGCGACGCCUGCGACGACCGUGAGCGAGACUCCCGAGAAGGAGGUUACGUCCUCGAAAAAGAAGAAGGAAUCUGCCAAGGAGGCGCUGAAGAAGCGGAAGGUGGAGAAGCCGGCCAGCGAGGAUGAGGACCAGAGCGACGAGGGAUCGGACGAUGAGGCUGCUGCACCCGCUGGAGACGAGGAGAACGACUCCGAGGACGCUGAGGAGGAGGUCGCCGGUAACGCUGAGGACCUUCCCUCGGCGGAGGCCGUCCGUCUGCCGCAGGUGGAGGGCGAGCCGCAGAAAUUCACGGAAUUGAAUCUGUCGGACAAGACGAUGAAGGCGAUCCAGGAGAUGGGAUUCCAGACUAUGACUGAGAUCCAGCAGCGUGCGAUCCCCCCGUUGCUUGCUGGUCGGGAUGUUCUCGGUGCUGCGAAGACCGGUUCCGGAAAGACUCUGUCUUUCUUGAUUCCUGCGAUCGAGAUGUUGAGCUCGUUGCGGUUCAAGCCUAGAAACGGUACCGGUGUCAUCAUCGUUUCCCCCACACGUGAGUUGGCCUUGCAAAUAUUCCAGGUGGCUCGUGAACUCUGCCAGUUCCACUCCCAAACCUAUGGUAUUGUGAUUGGAGGCGCCAACCGAAGGGCGGAGGCCGAGAAGCUCAUCAAGGGUGUCAACCUGCUCGUUGCGACACCCGGACGUCUGCUUGAUCACCUGCAAAAUACCCAAGGCUUCAUCUACAAGAACCUGAAGACGCUGGUCAUCGACGAGGCGGAUCGUAUCCUGGAAGUUGGUUUCGAAGAUGAAAUGCGACAGAUCGUCAAGAUCCUGCCCAACGACAACAGGCAAACUAUGCUGUUCUCCGCCACGCAGACCACCAAGGUUGAGGAUCUGGCGCGGAUAUCUCUCCGACCUGGUCCUUUGUACGUGAACGUGGACCACCGCAAAGAGCACAGUACCGUGGAAGGUCUGGAGCAGGGAUACGUUCUCUGCGAGGCUGACAAGCGCUUCCUGCUUCUCUUCUCCUUCCUGAAGCGCAACGCGAAGAAGAAGAUCAUUGUUUUCUUCUCCAGCUGCAACUGCGUCAAGUACCAUGCCGAGCUCCUCAACUACAUCGAUCUACCCGUGCUUGAGCUGCACGGAAAGCAGAAGCAGCAGAAGCGCACCAACACUUUCUUCGAAUUCUGCAACGCCAAGUCGGGCACGCUUAUUUGCACUGACGUUGCGGCCAGAGGUUUGGAUAUCCCCGCUGUGGACUGGAUUAUCCAGUAUGACCCUCCGGAUGACACCAGAGACUACAUCCACCGUGUCGGUCGUACGGCCCGUGGUAAGGACGGCAAGGGUCGCAGCUUGAUGUUCUUGCAGCCGUCGGAGGUUGGAUUCCUGAAGCACCUCAAGGAGGCCCGCGUUCCCGUCGUCGAAUUCGACUUCCCCGCCAACAAGAUCGUCAACGUUCAGUCUCAGCUGGAGAAGCUGAUCGAGCAGAACUAUUACCUCAACAAGUCCGCCAAGGAAGGCUACCGCUCGUACCUCCAGGCCUACGCCUCGCAUUCGCUGCGGUCCGUCUUCGACGUGCACAAGAUCGACCUCGUCAAGGUGGCGAAGGGCUUCGGAUUCUCCACGCCGCCCCGCAUCGACAUCCAACUCGGCUCGAGUCUCAGCCGCGACAAGAAGCAGCAGCAACAAGGCCGACGAAACUACGGCAGUCAACCCAAGGGACUGAAGUUCAAGCGGAAGCACGAGGACGAUUAAUUGAUUCCCCUGGGGGGUCUUGAAGUGUAGAGUUAGAAGAAGAAAAUAUUGGCUUCAUUUGAAAUGUGUUCUCUCUCUUUUUUUUAUGUCAUCCGCUUGAUUGCUGAUUCGAUUGAGUGACCUACCUGAGUUUUGUUCCGGAGUUCAGAGCCUUUGUGGAUAUCACUAUCUAUUCUCUCUUCCUUUUUGUUUUUUCCUGUCUGUAUGCAUACUCUAUGCGAUGUUGCAUUGAGAAUUUAGAAAAGUUUCUUUUACUUC
Molecule: messenger RNA, 2283 nt
Organism: Aspergillus steynii IBT 23096
Lineage: Eukaryota; Fungi; Ascomycota; Eurotiomycetes; Eurotiales; Aspergillaceae
Gene: has1
Product: ATP-dependent RNA helicase HAS1
Exons: 5
Coding region: 202-2025 (607 amino acids)
Biological process (GO): maturation of LSU-rRNA from tricistronic rRNA transcript (SSU-rRNA, 5.8S rRNA, LSU-rRNA)
Cellular component (GO): nucleolus
Molecular function (GO): RNA helicase activity; nucleic acid binding; ATP binding
Source: RefSeq, a predicted model, not a curated record